Molecule: messenger RNA, 879 nt
Organism: Lottia gigantea (owl limpet)
Lineage: Eukaryota; Metazoa; Mollusca; Gastropoda; Lottiidae
Exons: 2
Coding region: 1-879 (292 amino acids)
Biological process (GO): transmembrane transport
Cellular component (GO): membrane; cytoplasm
Molecular function (GO): channel activity
Source: RefSeq, a predicted model, not a curated record
AUGACUUGGAGGGGAAUUUAUUUAAAGGCUUCAGGUUCCAACCCAGAAUACGAGUUUGUAGAACCUUAUACAGCAUCUGUAAUCUUCUUCUUGAUAACAGCGUCUACUGGUAUUCUUCUACGAGGAUUAACCAAAUUUGUAGUUCCAAGGAAAUUCCAGGAAUAUUUAUUGGAUUUUAUAACGACAAUGGAGGCUUGUGCCUAUUUUUUCGAAAACAAUUUUGUAUUUAAGUACUACGGAAGUGUUUGGUUUGGUGUUUGUGUAAUGAUCCAACUUUUUGUGUGCGCAAGAACCUUUCAAGGAUCUUCAGAAAAUCCAGUUCAAGCUCUCCAGGCACUAGUUCAAGGACAAAUUGGGUAUAUCAAAGCAGGAAUUAAGAUAUUUAUUCAGAGUCUUGCCGGUCUUGCUUCUUACCGUCUUGCAAAGAUGAUCUGGUCGCUGGAUUUGAUCUCAGACCAUCACGAGAGAUAUUACGAGACCUCAUGUGUAUCGGAUCUACAGGUUACUUUGAUCUUAGGAUUCCUGAUUGAAAUGGGAGCCUCCUUGUCCGACUGUUGGCUAGGAAUGCAGACGGUUACCAAUAUGUCCCUCCUCAAUGAAUUGAUAAAAAACCUCAAUGGGAGUCUUAUGAUUAUCAUAGGUAAGUUCAUUGACCUAGAUAACAUAAUUUUAAUUUCAGGUUUGAGCUCAACAGGGAUGUAUUUCAAUCCGGCAAUGGCGCUCGGUCACAUGCUUGGAUGUCAGGGAACCAAAGCUUGGGAACACUUUAUAGUGUAUUGGUUUGGACCAUUCCUGGGUGGCGUAGCAGCGUUAUACAUGGAUAAAGGUAUGCAUAUCGAUGUAAAACUUGCUACUGAAACGAAGAAGAAACAACAGUAA